Physcomitrium patens is the source of this 3292-nucleotide messenger RNA. RefSeq lists its product as uncharacterized. The record is from RefSeq and is a predicted model, not a curated record. NCBI's taxonomy places the organism in Eukaryota, Viridiplantae, Streptophyta, Bryopsida, Funariales, Funariaceae.
UUCGACUACUCAGUGGACACAUUUCGCACAAUUUUCGUUACUCCUUUCUUUCCCGAUCCUUGCCCUUCACCGUCCCUGAUUUGGUUUCUCUUGUUGCGUGAAUUUCAGUGCGUUACAGUUGUUUAUGUUAAUGUUUUUGUUUGUUUGUUUGUUUGUUGGUUUGUAUGUAUCAAUGAGGGGUUGAGUUGGUGAAGGUUGUUGGAGGCAUUACGGGGUAGGGAUUACGAGCACGAUGAUGAACAUUAUUGCGUUGGCGAUGUUACUGUCCUCGCUGGGCUCCGUUAUGGUGCUCUCACCGGAGCCUAUGCUGAUCAAGUCGCCCGGCGAUGGCGAGAGUCCCUUGCAAGCAGCGAAGGAGGCUGCUCAAGGGACGCUGUUGAAGGCGGAGGAGACGGCCGGGUCGGUCAGGGAUACGGUAGUGGAAGGUGUGACGAGGCCCGUCGGGAAAUGGUUCAGGAAGAAGCCGGAGCCAGAGGACCAACUGGCCGCUGCUAGAGCGAAGGCAGCCGAGGCGAAGCAUGCAUUUGAGGAGGCAAGCGCACAGCUUAGAGAUGCCGCGGUUGGGAAACUGGGUUCCACUGCUGAGGCCGCGAAGGACAAGGCCGUUGAUUCUGGGAAGUACGUGGGUGACAAAGCACACCAAGCGGCGGGAGGUAUCAAGAACGCAGCCGAAACAGCGGGAGAAUGGGUAGGAAAUGGUGCUAACGCUGCAUACAACAAAGCAGGGUCUGUAAAAGAAUCAGUCACUGAUGCUACCGCCCACGCUCUUGACGCUGCAGCUGAUACUUUCGAAUGGGCUAAAGAGGGGACGUAUGAUGCAGCUCAAGAUGCCAAAGACGAUGUGCAUAACGCCGGUGUGGCAGCAAAAGAUAGGACCCUGGACGCUGCGGAAUACGCAAAGGAUGAAGUUACUGAAGGUGUUGGAAACGCUCGUGACGCCGUGGUUGACAAUGUAGUGUUGGGAGUGGACAAGUCUAAGGGAACAGCCAUUGAUGCUGCCGAGAAGGCGAAGGAGACAGGAGAGUACGCUGCCCAUGAGACGAAAGAUGCUGGUCAUGGAAUCCUGGGGAAAAUGAAAGACGCAGCGUGCAAGACUAAGGAGUGUUUGUUGGCACGCGCACAUGAGGCAGGCUCCUUUUUACCGUUUUUGGGGCAAGGAGUUGGCUAUGUGUACAAUGACGCAAAGACGGCGGGUGACGACAUCGCAAGCUCUGCGAAGAAAACAGCCAGCAAUGCAGCUGAGAAUGUCGGCGAGAGUGUGAAGGGUUGGACGAGGGAUGGCGAUCAUAAUAUUCUGGAGUCUGCGAGACGGUCAGCCGAUAGCUUGCGAGACAGAGUGGGUCGGCAUUACAGGGAAAACCUUGAUUCUGCAACGGACACUGCCGAGGGAUAUUACGACGAGGGAGGGCGUCGUUAUAUGAGCGCGAGAGAUUACUACGGCGAACCCAGUCAACAUUACUAUAGAGGAGUGGAUGGUAGGCGACGAUACAGAGACGCUCCUUCUAGAUUUUACGACAUGACGAGAGAUGAAGCUGAAGAUUACUAUGAUUGGGUGAAGUAUAGGACGAGACGUGCGUACAGGGGCGCAAGAGACAGAGCGGGAGAUUACUACGAGGAUGUGAGGGACAGAGUUGGAGGUUACAUCCCUGGCCGACAGGAGGAGGACACCGGAGAUUAUUAUGGAGCUUCAAGGCAGAGAGCCGGCGAUAGAGACACAAGAGGCGACUACUUUGAGAGCUCGAAGUUAAAGCCAAACCAGGAUCUCGGCGCAGUGGUGGAAUCCAUGGGCUGGCGCCGUGUGGGCGUUGUGUCCCCAGAUCAUGUCUCCGUCUCGUCACCUAAGGACGUUGUGAUUGGCGAUGUGAAAUAUGUGUGGCAAGGAAUAGGGCGACCUCCAACUCAUGUUACUGAAGAGCUUCAUGACACUGUGUUUCGUCACCCUAUGAACGGUGAGGAAGGCGCUGCACACACACUUGGGGAAAAGCUGGGCCUUGUGAAGGAUCACGCGAAAGAAGGAGCUGAGAGUGUGAAAGAGGGUGGCAAACGUGCCAAGGAUCAAGCAUAUGAUACCCUUCGAGCACCUGUAGACUCCAGAGGGAGACGAGGUGAUCUACCCAAUCACCCGGAAUACGACGAUUCAAGCGCUGAAGACGACUCGGUUAUAACCAAAGGAACACGAGAUCUGAAAGAAAGGGUGCGUAACGCAGGCCAGGCAUUCGAGGCCCAACGCUCCAAAGCGGGGGAAUAUGCAGAUGAAGCUCGUGAAGAGCUCGCAACUUCAGUUGGAUUGGGGAAAGAUCGGAAAAUAAGUCAUGAUGGGGGGCGAUCUCUCCGCACUUGGAAGGACGUGUUCUUCAGGAAGCCCGUGGGGUUCCUGUUAGCGGCAACGCGCGCCUUGCACCUCCUUACAUUCUCCACGGUGUAUGGCUCCGGCAUGUGGAUGACAUUUGUGUCGGGCCUGAUUUUGUCGAAGCACAUCCCUCGGCAGCAAUUUGGAUACGUGCAGAGCCGCAUGUUCCCUGUGUAUCUCAGGAUCUUGGCGUUGGGGCAGGGGUUGCUGCUCUUGCUGUAUUCCAUUUUGAAUCCGUGGUUUUCUGCUGAGAGUGUAGAACGAGUGCAGUUGCUGAACUUUGCGGUGAUGAUUGCCUCCACUUUGCUCAACGCGUACGUUCUGGAACCUCGGGCCACAAAGGCCAUGUUUGAGAAGCUUAAAUUGGAAAAAGAGGAAGGAAGAGGUGUGGAGGACGCAGGAACUGUUUUAACAAGUGGGAAGCAGUUAAUGAGUGACCACAAAAAGAAGCUUGCCAGUGUCAAUGAGCACUUCAGUAUGCUACAGGGCUUCUCAUCUGCACUUAACUUGAUAAGUUUAGGCGGUUUGACCUGUCAUCUAUGGCAUCUGGCAAACCGCCUUGUGGUGUAGUUAACUUCACCAGACGCUAAUGUAUGUAAUCAGUGUCAAAUAGAGCAGCUAGAGAUCAGCUUCUGGUUGUUAGCUUGUGAAGAGAUUUAGUGUCAGUUCCAUAUUUUUUGUAGGAGCGUCAGUUCCCGUGGAGAUAGCGUGCGAAGAUGCAGUUAGCAGUGGUUUGUCAACGUCAUUCAGCUCUUUGUUUCGGAGACAGUACUGGGUUAUUAGUGGGGUCAGAAGUUGAUAAACACCAGGCGUUCGUCUCCACGACCUCGGACAUCUUGAAAUGUAAAUUUUUUUUGACGUUGUCAGCGAUGUACAUAGAGGUGUUGAACUCUUCAGUGACAAACAUCAAUAGAAAUGAACAUCAAUACUGUUAUCCAAACA